CGGUCGAGCCUCCUGCUCCACGCACCGACGUCUGUCAGGACCCGGGGCGUCUUCAGGAACCGCCUGACGCUCCUCAGAUGUUCUCCAUCCUGUUGCUCAACAUCCCAGACGUGGACUCGGCGGACGCUGGAGAUGCCCAGAUGUGCAGUGAAUACGUGUGUGACAUCUACGCUUAUUUACAGCAGCUCGAGGUAGCGAUGGCCAUCAGGCCGUGUCAUCUGGAGGGUCAGGAGGUGGCGCGGCAUGCGGCGGUCUCCAUCGACUGGGUCAUGCAGGUUCAGAGAGAGUUCAGACUGUCACAGGAGACUCUCUUCAUGACCGUCGGCAUCAUCGACCGCUUCCUUCAGAAUAACCCGGUGCCCAGGAAGUAUUUGCAGCUGCUCUGUGUGACUGCGAUGCUGCUGGCGUCUAAGUAUGAGGAGCUCUACCCGCCCACGGUUGGAGACUUUGCGUUUGUGACGGAUGGGGCAUACAGCUGUGGAGACAUCCGGAGGAUGGAGAGAAUUGUCUUAAAGCGCUUGAACUACAGCCUCGGCCGACCCCUUCCUUCUCACUUCCUGCAGAGGGUCUGUAAGAUUGGACAGGCCGGUCCGAGGGAGCGCGAGCUGGCCUCCUUCCUGACGGAGCUGAUGGUUCUGGACUAUGAUCUGGUCCAUGUUCCUCCGUCUCUCAGCGCAGCGGCUGCGUUUCAGGCGUCUCGGACGAUUCUGGGCUCGGGCUCGUGGGGAAGCGUGUGAAGUACUGAGAGUGAUCCGCUGGCAGCAGAAGCUCGAGGUCUCAUCUUGAUAAUGACCGUUUGGCAGAGCGCGGGUCUGCAGCGGUACACCGGCUACAGCGAGCAGACGUUGGCUCCGGUGGUGCAG
Molecule: messenger RNA, 863 nt
Organism: Puntigrus tetrazona (Sumatra barb)
Lineage: Eukaryota; Metazoa; Chordata; Actinopteri; Cypriniformes; Cyprinidae
Product: G2/mitotic-specific cyclin-B1-like
Biological process (GO): mitotic cell cycle phase transition; mitotic metaphase chromosome alignment; regulation of cyclin-dependent protein serine/threonine kinase activity
Cellular component (GO): cytoplasm; nucleus; mitochondrial matrix
Molecular function (GO): cyclin-dependent protein serine/threonine kinase regulator activity
Source: RefSeq, a predicted model, not a curated record